This is a messenger RNA of Prorocentrum cordatum, 2884 nucleotides long. The record is from the annotation of a GenBank genome assembly. NCBI's taxonomy places the organism in Eukaryota, Dinophyceae, Prorocentrales, Prorocentraceae.
GGCAAACCCGUACCCUCGAGGAUUGCAUGUGUACGGAUUCGACAACCCGAUCACCCCGAGGGACCUGGCCAGGAUCAGAGCGGAGGGUCGAACGCUGGGGGACUUGUUAAGCUCAGCGAGGGACCCGACCGCACCGAUGUCAGCUGCAGGUGCCGACGUAGUGUACAUGUACUCGGACCCGUCGUGCUUGUUCUUCGCGGAGGAGGGUAACAACCGCCACCUGGGCAAUCGAACGGAGGCCGUGGUCAUGGGCUCGAAGGCGCUCGUGCGGCGAGGCCUGGAGUGGACGACGGCGGAGCGCGUCUCCGUGGACAACAAGCUGUGCUGGGUGCUGGAGAAGUUGGGAGGCGAGAGCCUCGAUUCAAGAUUGCUGUUUCGGAUGCUGGGCCCGAACGCUCAGACGAGUACGGCUCCUUUGAGUGAGGUCGUCACGUUGCUGAAGCAGUCGAUGCGGGCCGCGGGCACCCCGAGCGAGCGGGGCCAGUCAUUCCUGGAGUUAGCCGAGAUUGUGGCGUCGUCUGGGCAGGAGUUUGGCACGUAUGCAGUCUUCUGGGAGUGCGCUUAUCGUCAGGACGGCGUCCAGGCGAUUCCUGUGAUGCACCGUCACUUGCUGAUGUUCCUGCACAUGAUAGUGAGUUAUGGUAAGUUGAAGUUGUGUAACUUGGCGGCAGCGGAGUUUGCGGCACGCCGUGUGCUGAUGAUCCAUAGGGCAGUGCGGCUUGAUCCUGGGAGCCCUCGUCUUGAGAACCUCAGUUCGUGUGUGCUCCACGCAUUGGGCACUGAUGGUGGUGUGGUCGCCGCACAGUUCGAUAUGGAGAUGGCCGGGAUGCGCAGGACUCAGGCACAUAUCAUGGUGAGCGAUCGUUUGUUGAGGGAGGAGCUGAGAGACUCGAAGCGCCAGAAGACUAACAACAAGGACAAGAACAAGAGCGGCGAUGCGGGCGCCGGUCUCGCCUCGGACAUCGACGAUGGCGCUCGCGCGCUGGAGCCGGCGAGCCGGGACGUCUUUCCCCUUCCGUGCGUUGGAGAUAGGCGAGAUGCGCCCUCGAUGGGCAUCUUGCCGCGUCACGUGGCCGCCUGUGAUCGGAGGAGGGAUGCUCUCAAGAGUGUCCUUGGAGCUCUGAGCGUCUACGAUUUCACCGCGGACGACGCUACCCGAGGUCUUUUUGACGCGGCUCGAGUUCGCGCGGUUCGUGACGGAGGCGUUCACCCCAAGCCAGUCCGCGCAAUGGUAGGGCCCGACGCCCAGCCGAUGGCGGCUGACCCUUGGAAUUGGAUAUUCAGAACUCCAACUGGUGAGGACAGGGUCGCCGAGGAGGCGACGACCAAGCCCUACCUCGACCCUGUGCUGCGCGACCCUCGUCACAUGGGCGCUCUAGUGCAUGCUGUCUUUCGCCGACGGGCCCGUUGCUUCGCGGGCGCCUUCGCGGUGAUCAAGAAGGACGGGCACCACCUGAGGCUGGUCUUGGACUGCAGGCCGGCGAACGCCCUGCACCGCACCCCUCCAGUCAGUCAGCUAGCCACGGCGUCGGCGCCGGCGGGCCUCGCGUUGCGGGACGGAGAAACCUUGGCCGCUGAGCACGACGCGGCGGGCCGACCCUUGGACAUGCACUUCUCGGGCGCGGACCUCACCGACGGCUACUUCCAGUUUGAGUUCGAGGAGGUCGCGGGGUACUUCUGCCUGGCCCACAGGGUGAAGGCGAGCGACUUCGGCGUCAAGACGGUCUUUGAUGAUGAUCGUCGCUGCUGGGACUCGGUGGGCGCUGACGAGAUGCUGUGGACGUGUGUCAAGGUGAUCCCGAUGGGCUGGACGUGGUCUCUGUUCUUCUGCCACUCUGCGCUGACGGACGUUCAGGUUUGCGCGGAGAUGAGGAGAUUUGGUCACGGGGAUAGAGACACGGUUGACGCGCGGGUCUUGCGCGAUCGUCAGCCGCCUCCGAUCCUCCAGCCGGGCCUUCCCAUUCUCGCGCCCUACGUGGACAACGCUUUCCUGAUAUGCUGGGGCCAAGAGGACGCCGAGGAUUGCUUCAGGUACCUGUUGGAGGAGCUGAAGCGCCGCGGGUUCGCGUGGCGCGACGAGAUCCGCGCGGAGCGCGACGUCGUACAGGUAGACUUCGGCUGCGGGGGGGUCCGACGUCUGGUGGGGCACCUGGUGAAUCACUUCAUGCUGUUCCCGCCGUUCAUGUCAGUUUUGCACGAAGUUUGGCGCUGGCUCACCGAUAACGCGGAUCAGGUGAGCGUCCUGACGCCGACGGUGAUUGGCGGGCUGCAGACGGCGGCGGGACUGGUGCUCGUCACAAAGCAUCAGAUGCGUUUGAGGACGGCGACCACGGUGUUCUGCUCGGACUCCAGCGGUAAAGGCUACGCGCUCCACGUUGGCCACUUUUCUGAGCGCGAAGUCCUGGACGCGACGAUGUGGAGAGAGCGGUGGCGGUUCAAGACCAUCGAGGAGUACACGCAGGACUGCGACGACGACGCGGCUACGGGCCCCAGCUCCAUCGCGGCGGGCCCCACGUCGCUCGCGCCCGCCUUCGAGGAGGAGCUGGGCUUCACCGAGGUCGGGGCCACGGAUCUGACAUCGACCUCGCGGAGGGCGGGAUCGUCUCGGGUGGCCUCGCGGCGCGCGACCGUCACCUUGGACGCUCACGCGGUGCCCGAGCUCGCUGCCGUUUACUCUGACCGUCUUCGUUGGCGUCGGGUCGUGGUGGGGGCCUGGUGCCGCGCCGGCGCCAUUCACAAUGAGGAGGCUCGCGCCGCCUUGCUUGGGCUACGUCGCUAUACGAGGUCCUCGUGGAACUGGGACGCUGAGGUUCUGUCGGUCGGGGACAACCUGUCGGAGAUCCUGGCGACCGAGAGAGGGCGCGCCAAUGAUCGCGAGCUCAAC